Messenger RNA from Sebastes umbrosus (honeycomb rockfish), 3146 nucleotides. Its product is annotated as polypeptide N-acetylgalactosaminyltransferase 6-like. The transcript is spliced from 11 exons. The record is from RefSeq and is a predicted model, not a curated record. NCBI's taxonomy places the organism in Eukaryota, Metazoa, Chordata, Actinopteri, Perciformes, Sebastidae. Gene Ontology annotation, cellular component: Golgi apparatus. Bases 81 to 1847 code for a protein of 588 amino acids.
UGGCACAUAAUAAAGGAGAGCACAGGAAGAGGGCAGCCAAAAUACACUCUGUUUCAGGUCAGCCCAUCCCUGUGAAUACCAUGCGUAUGUUUUGUCGACGCACCCGUCUAAUAAAGGUGACAGCUUCCUGCUUGCUGAUUGUACUAUUCAUUAAAUCCUACAACAACACAUCACACUUAACUGUGACAGAUGUGGUCAGAGGAGCCACCCUUGGUCUGUUGCCAACUUCCACUUGUUCAUCUGGCUUUUACACUGAUGACGAGCUCAAGCCUCACCUCCAGAGGCCUCCCCAAGAUCCCAGGGAGCCAGGUGCACAUGGCAAAGCCUUUAUGAUGGGUCGAAAGACUGGUGUAGAAGUUGCAGAGAAAUUAAACGGGUUUCAAAAACACCAGUUCAACCAGUUUGCCAGUGAUCGUAUCUCCCUGCACCGUGAUCUGGGUGAAGACACCCGGCCACCAGAAUGCGUGGAACAGAAGUUUCGGCGUUGUCCCGGCCUCCCAACCACCAGCAUCAUCAUAGUGUUUCAUAAUGAAGCCUGGUCCACCCUGCUGAGGACGGUCUACAGUGUCUUGCACACAGCGCCUGCAGCCCUGCUCACAGAGAUCUUACUAGUGGAUGAUGCCAGCACGGAUGAUCAUCUUAAGACCCGUCUGGAUAUCUAUGUGCAGCAUCUGAAUAUAGUGCAUGUUUUACGCCAGAAGGAGAGGAAAGGCUUGAUCACAGCCAGACUGUUGGGAGCGCAGGCUGCACGAGGAGAGGUCCUCACCUUCCUGGAUUCCCACUGCGAAUGCUUCUCUGGAUGGCUGGAGCCUCUUCUCGCUCGGAUAGUAGAGCAGCCUAACGUGGUUGUGUGCCCAAAUAUUGUCACUAUUGACCACAAUAACCUAAAGGUCAAGAAGCCAGUCCCUGCACCGCAAACUCACAGACGAGGGAAUUUUGACUGGAGGCUCACUUUUGGAUGGGAGAUCAUCUCCAAAAAGGAGGAGAAGAAAAGGCCAAAUGAAACAUAUCCUAUCAGAACUCCUACUUUUGCCGGUGGCUUGUUCUCUAUAUCAAAAUCAUACUUUGAGCAUAUCGGGACUUAUGAUGACCAGAUGGAGUUCUGGGGAGGUGAGAAUUUGGAAAUGUCCUUCAGGGUCUGGCAAUGUGGAGGUCAGGUGGAGAUUCUUCCUUGUUCUGUUGUAGGGCACAUUUUCCGCAAUAAGAGCCCUCACAACUUCCCCGAAGGCGGCCUUAUGAUCACCCGCAACCUUGUCCGCAUGGCUGAGGUCUGGAUGGACGACUACAAAUGGGUCUUCUAUCGUACAAAGAGACAGGCUGCCACCAUUUUUCAAAAGAAUUUAUUUGGAGAUGUUUCUGAACGUCGUAAACUCAGGGAGAGAUUAAAGUGCGAGAACUUCUCGUGGUACCUGAAGAACAUUUAUCCAGAGGCCUACGUGCCUGACAUCAAGCCGGUCAUGCACGGACAGUUGCAAAACGUUGGUCGGAAGUGCCGCCUGGAUGUGAAGAAGACAAAAAGGCGAUGGGAGCCUCUUCGAAAGUUCCAAUGUAUAGAUAAGGGUGAAGCACAGUAUUUUGAGUACACAUCCAAGCAAGAGGUACGGCUCAGCGCCGGCAUUCAGUUGUGUUUAAAUGCAAACCCUAGAAGAGCUCGGGUGUCUCUUGAAUUCUGUCAAGUGAAGGGAAACGUAACCACAGCGGGGUCUGAGCAAGUUUGGAUCUACAACACACAGACAAACCAUCUGUUGAACCAGUUGUCGGGGAAGUGUUUGACAUUAUCAGAAGGAAACGUGAUUCUGACUGCCUGCAAAUCCACCGAAGUCAACCAAAGCUGGGUCUUCGUCUGACUCCAGUCAUGGAUGUGAAUAGUAUUUAACAUUUAACUUAAGAUUUAAAAUAAUAUAUCUUAAUACAAUUCUCACAGGCCCUUAUGUAUAUUCAAAGAGAUAUUGGUUCCUGUAAUUGUUCCUCCUGUCCAUACUGGCUGUGAAAGAAUCCCUCCUAGUGCAGCUCAAAUGUAAAAGAUGGGGAAUAAAUCCACAGUCUUCGUUCUGUGCAAAAAUGCCUGUUAAAGUUCAGCCGAAGCUAAUAAGAGCCUUCAGCAGUCUGAUUUAUCAAGUGAUAUCUUAAAAAGUUAUGGCCUUUUUAGCCCGAAGUUCCCUCUUUGGUGUUAAUUUUCCUGCCACAACUCAUAAAGAAAACUCUGUUCCUCGAAGGAAAAAGAGGGAGUUUUGUAACUGUAUGGAAAAUACCCUCUGGGUUUGAUUAACUGAAGCCUCAUAUUAGCUUCGGCUGAACUUUAAAAGGCAUUUUUGCACAGAACAAGGAGUCGCACCAGGAGGGCUUUACGCUUUACGGCCAGUAUCAACAGGAGGAAUCAUAAUAACUCUUUCUGUCGAUGUGCAUUUGGGCAUGUGAGUAUUCAAUUAAAUGAUAAGACUUGUGAUAUUUUAUAUUUUUCUAAUGGUCAACAAAUGCCAUGAGCAGACCAAAAUCAUCAAUGCUCCUAUGACCUAGUAUUGCCUGUGUCAAUGUAUCCUCAUACAAUAUUUGAUAUCUUACGAAAAGAUAUUUUGUUAUUUUUCAUGCAUUUUCCUACGAAUUUCCAGCAACGGGAGAGAUCAGUGCACAAGCACAAGCCCCUGUGGUGUUUAGGCAACAAAACUACUUAGUUAGGUUUAGGAAAAGAUUGUGGUUUGGGUUAAAAUAACUACGGAAGUGGCGUUACUUAAGUACAGAAGUUACAUGACAAAUAAGUCAACAACCUCAAUCAUCUAAAAUGCAGCAGCAAUAUUAAUCCAAAAACAUACAGUAAAAGACUGACAGGGACCACUGCACAAUGAGUAGCCUACUUCUACGUUUGAUAGGCUAUUUCAAGUAAAGUUUUGAAUGCAGGAUUUUUACCUAUAGAGUAUUUCCACAGUGUGGUAUUACUGUAGUAGGGUACUUGAUCUGUAUACUUCUUCCACCACUGGAAAUAGACGAUCGCCAACAUUUUCCUUUAAAACAGACUCCAAAAAUGAGCCUAUCUUUUUUUUUUAAAUAUAUUUUUUUAGGGCUGUCAAAGUUAACGCAAUAAUAAUGUGUUGUUGCAGACUCAGUUUUAAAGCUAAAGUGAAGAUACUGGUGUCGUAUGAAACUAGAAA